Cornus florida is the source of this 618-nucleotide messenger RNA. RefSeq lists its product as uncharacterized. Gene Ontology annotation, molecular function: catalytic activity. The transcript has 3 exons. Bases 1 to 618 code for a protein of 205 amino acids. The record is from RefSeq and is a predicted model, not a curated record. Lineage: Eukaryota; Viridiplantae; Streptophyta; Magnoliopsida; Cornales; Cornaceae.
AUGGUUUCCACCAUUUUGGAUAUGAGCUGCUUUAGUCUCAGUUAUGGUAAUAAUUGGAGUUUGACGUCUACCAGAAGAUCAAGGCUUCGUAUUUCUCAGGAAAUUAGCAUUGCAGAGCCAGGGAAGAACCAACAUAAGAGAAGGGUGAUGGAAAAUACAAUGACUGUGGUGGAGGAUAAUCUUAUUAUGUCCACUCCACUACUUAGUGCAUUAAAAGCUUCAGCAGCAGAAGAUGUUGCCAGUUUUAACUUCCCCGCGCAUAACAGAGGCCAAGGUGCUCCAUCAUCACUGACUCAGCUCAUUGGCAUGAGACCAUUUCUUCAUGAUUUACCCGAGCCCUUUGUUCCAGAAGGCCCCAUUUUAGAUGCACAAAAACAAGCAGCCAAACUGUUUGGAGCAUCACAGACAUGGUUUCUUGUUGGGGGUACAACUUGUGGAAUCCAAGCGGCAAUCAUGGCCACUUGUUCUCCGGGAGAUACUCUAAUUCUCCCUCGGAAUUCCCAUAUAUCAGCUAUAUCUGCCAUGGUAUUGUCUGGAGCACUACCAAAGUACAUCAUUCCUGGGUAUGAUUUUGAUUGGGACGUUGCUGGUGGAGUCACUCCAAUGCAGGCAAGUUAA